CGCCGCGCCCCGGCUCCUGCGGAGCAGCUUCGGCCCCCUGCAGACUGUAAGCGAGGAGAAGGCACCCCAGGCUGCACGAAGCGAGGACUCUCCGGGCCUUUCCUCCUCAGGCCUUCGCUGCAGACGCUCCGGGGCCUCCGGGCCGCUGCGGAGGCGCUGCCGGGGCCCGGCGGCGGCCCCGCCUCCCUCGCCCCGCUACCGUCUCCACGGCAACGCGGGCGCCGCCGAGGCGGAGCGCGGCCGCUGCGGAGCCGUCGGCGGGGGCCGCCGCCAUGGAGGCCGGUGCCGAGCGAGUUUCCAGUCAGGCGGCGGCCGAGGGCGGCGCAGAGGAGGCGGCAGCGCCCGGCGACGGCAGCGGGCCUGGGGGCGGCGAGAGAUACACGGGACAGUUGUACAUGGACCAUCGCCAUGGGAAAGGGAUAUGCUACUGGCCUGAUGGUUCCAAAUUCAUUGGAGCGUUUUAUCUCAGCCACGUAGAAGGCUAUGGGACUCGGGAAUGGAAGGACGGCAGAAAAUUUCAGGUUACUUCCCACAACGAUAUUGUCAAUCUUCUUCUCGAUAGUGGAGCUGAUGUGAAUAAGUGUAGUGAUGAAGGAUUAUCUGCUCUCUCCAUGUGCUUUAUUCUGUAUUAUCCAGCAGAAUCUUUUAAGGGUAAUAUUGCUGAGAGGAACUUGCACAGCUGCAAGAACGAACAAUCAGAACCGUCAGAAACAGCUAAUGUGUCUGAAGGCGUAAUCUCAGAACAGCAGAAGAGAUGGGCAACAAUCCAGCUGCUGCUUCACCGAGGUGCAGAUCCCAAUGCAUGCUGGAUACCAGCACCCCUUCUCUUCCUUGCCGUUAAAGCUGCAGAUGCAGAAGCAGUGAAACUCCUCUUAGAAAGGGGAGCCAGGACUGAUGUGUGGCUUCCAUCCAAGUUUGGGGGUCUAACCCCUCUCCACAUAGCUGUAUCUAUUCCUGGGGAGGAAGGAGUCCAGAUAACACAGUACCUCCUGCAUUCUGCACCAGAUCUUGAUGCAAGGGCAGAAGAUGGAAAUGAGGUAUAUGGUCCAGACCAGGUUCCUCUGCCUCAAACCAGAGAAACCCAGUUGUCCCGUGGUGUCACUGUGCACCUGAAGAAUGAAGCAGGACCACCAAAAGGGUACUUCUCCUCCUAUUUUGGUCCUGUUCCAGAAGAAGGUGGAAGGAGUGCAUUGCAUAUUGCAUGCGAAAGAGAGGAUAACUGUGAGCAUGCCAGAGAUGUUAUCCGCCUCCUUUUAAUGCAUAAGGCAAAUCCAAACACACUGUGGAGUGGCCAUUCACCACUUUCCUUAGCAAUCGCCAGUGGGAAUGAUUUGGCAGUGGUCGAACUCCUCAAACAUGGGGCUGAUCCAAAUCUGCCAUUAAGCAGAGCAGUAAGAAGUGCCCUCUGUACAGCUGUCAGUACCACAUAUGAACAGAAGAGAACAAAAGCACAGAGGAUUGCUUUGGUUGAUAAGCUGCUUGAAGCUGGCGCGGAUAUCCUUGCACCAGUUACUUUUAGGGAAGGACAGCAAAAAGCAGUGGGAACAGCUGUCGACUAUGCCUAUUUUGAAUAUUUUCAGGAUAGGAGAAUUGCUCACACACCAUACCAUGUACUGACAGCAUCUGAGCGGGAGAUUUUUCAAAAACGCCAAUCACUGAUGGAACACAUUACUGGGAAGCUCCGUGAGCGUGUCAUCCUGAAAGAGAAAGAAUGGAAUCAGGAAGAGCUGCGAAGAUCCAAGAAAUUGGAUUCAAAUAUUCGUACAUCUGCUUCAAAGAAGAAAUCGGGGAGCCAUCAUGCGAAAGAAGUGAGGACACCGUUUUUUAAAUACUGCUAUCAGUGCGGACGUUCUGUUGGUGUUCAGCUGACAUCUUGCAUUCAUUGCCAUGAAAUCUUCACUUGCAGUGAAGCUUGCAGAAGGAAAUCCUGGAAGGAGCGGCAUAGGCAUGAGUGUUCGGGAUUGCUGGUCAGUUUCAAGAGAGAAGAAUCUUUCAGGUGAGCACAGAACAAAAGGAAGAUGCUCCUGAAGACUAAUGUUCAUUACUGAAAUCAUAAAUAUACAACUUUCCAAGCUGAAGAACCUCAAUACAUCUAACAAGCUAGGAGGAACGGGGCUUUCAGUACAAACUUUACCUCUAUCUGCAUAUUAGAAUAGAAAUCUACGAGAUUUCUGACCUUUGUGCAUUGAAUCAUUGAUACCACCCUACUGUGGUUCAGGUAAACUGCAGCAUUUGUCAUUGACAAAAAAAAGGACAUUAUACACGUUAUACACAUGCACACACUACACAGCAGUAGAAGACUGGCAUAGUGGAUUUAUACAAGAAAUUAAAGUGCUGUCACCAUAUGAGAUGCUCGCAUAUGAGCCACAAUGAGGAAUCUGAAAUGUGAAGAUAAAUAAGGAACUGCUGCCAUUCUGAGGCUGAUCUGUCUUUUAGUGGCUGUCCAGCCACUAAAAAGUCGGUCCAGGAUGGGUCUUUUAAAUCUGGGUACUUGUAAAACCUGUGAAGGGAGUGAGGCCUGUCCAACUGGAGAUGAUUUAUAUGAAGCAUACAUGCUUAUCCGUAUGGGUUCUAAACAUCUUCUAGCGGUUUUCCCAAGAUAAGAUAUCAGUGGUGUACUUCCCAGAUUAUAUGGGAAUAAAUGAAACUGUUCUUAAUAACGGGAGAUUUCCCUUGCACCUUAAUCAAGUGCUUUUUCUUCUUCCUGUUCCUUUCAUAAAGUUUUGUUACACUCCUGCAUAUAAUUAAAGCUUUUGAGUUUCACUCUUUUCUGGAAGCUACCUUUCACCCACUUACACACUUCUGCUUUUACAGCAUUUGAUGUAUGAGAACUGCAACACGUGUAUACAGAACACUCUGUUUUUACUACUAUUUUUUCAUAUGUUUGGGAUGGAAAUGGGAACAGACUUAGAAAGGGAAGUCCUGAAGACUGUGAAUCGGAACCACUAGAAAACAAUAAAAAUGAUCUGGGGGAAUGGUAGAGGCUUCUGGAAAAACGGCACGGUGCAUGCCACAGAAGGGUAACCAACCAGCUUGAGUUCGGUCAGACUCUGUCUUUAAGCACACAGUGUGUUGCUGACUGUCCUGCACCCUGACAGGCAUGCUGACUUCUCUAAGCAACCAUCAUGGGCCAGUCAAAGCAGGACACUGGAAUGGAGACAAAGUAGCAGCUACUCCACUCAGCUUAAUUUUUGCAUCAUCCUCAAAGUGAUAGAGAAGAAUAAUGAAGUGAUAAUAAAAAAACAUGUUCGGAGCAGAAUGUGCCUUGAUAGAUGCUGCAGAAGCAGCAAAUAAAGCUGAAGGGCACAGGUCAGAUCUGAUAAAUUAUAGCCCAACCCACAGACAGCAGAGAUUUUACCACUUUAAUGGCAAUAUAUUGCUUAUUUAUGUUAAAAGAUUUGACUUGAGAAAAGAUUAGGAAUUUUCCUAAAAUAUGAAAGGAUCAGAUAUCUGAUAAAACUCCUAGACCAAUGAGGCAUUUGAGCUUGUUUGACUAAUGAAAUCAAUAUAUACAUACCUUCCAGUGAAAAUGUCUUUGCUCACAAGGUGUUCCUUAGUCAAAUUGUUUUCAAUGGUUAAUCCAUUCUGGAACUACUGACAGAUGAAAGAAUCCUUGAUGUGUGUAUUUCAAGUCAUGCUAUUUAUUUUCUUGAAACCAAAAUGAAAGACUGAGCUUCUAAAGAUAGAGCCUGGCAGAAGCACUUACUGCUUAAAUGGCAUUGUCCUUCCCUUUUGCUUUUGAACAUCUGAGCAACUCAGUAGUUAGAGCUUGGGUGAGUGAGGUGUUGAGUCUUCACUGCUGAAUUGUGACUGUUAACAGCUGCCAUCCAUAUCUUCCUCUUCAAAACUCUUCCUGUUUUCUGGAGUUCCA
Messenger RNA from Dromaius novaehollandiae (emu), 3871 nucleotides. Its product is annotated as ankyrin repeat and MYND domain-containing protein 1-like. The transcript is spliced from 14 exons. Gene Ontology annotation, molecular function: protein binding. The record is from RefSeq and is a predicted model, not a curated record. NCBI's taxonomy places the organism in Eukaryota, Metazoa, Chordata, Aves, Casuariiformes, Dromaiidae. Bases 273 to 2000 code for a protein of 575 amino acids.